ACAAUUCCAGGACAGAGCAUCACAUUAUCUCUUGCAUUACGCGAGUUAACUUCUAUUUUGAAAACCCACCUAACCAACCAAAACAAAAUGUUCAAACUGUUCAUCUUCGCCUGCUUCCUGGCCUUCGCCGCCGCCAAGCCCGGCAUUGUAGCCCCCGUGGCGUACACCGCGGCGUACACCGCGCCCGUUGCCGCUGCGUACACCGCGCCCGUCGCCGCCGCGUACACCGCGCCUGUCGCCUACUCCGCCUACUCUGCCUACCCCGCCUACUCAGCCUACACUUACGCUUCUCCUUACGCUGCCUACUACCUGCGUCGCUGAAAUUAACCUGAACCU
Molecule: messenger RNA, 336 nt
Organism: Ostrinia furnacalis (Asian corn borer)
Lineage: Eukaryota; Metazoa; Arthropoda; Insecta; Lepidoptera; Crambidae
Product: pupal cuticle protein C1B-like
Exons: 2
Coding region: 88-321 (77 amino acids)
Source: RefSeq, a predicted model, not a curated record